AUGCCUUGUGACAUCGGAAACAGGCUGGUCCGUCAAUACAAUGUCGUCCUCUGCCUCGGCUACGGCGCUUCGGAAAUAGCAGGGGUGAUGUCCAGCGCUAGAGACUAUGCCAAUGACAAGGAUUGGGAAUAUCUGAGGCCUUACAAGAGCUUCAGGCCCUUCAUGAAGUUCGAAAAUCGCGGCGACGACUUGACCGGUCCUUUCGAGCUUAUCGUUCGUGCAGGCUGGCCUUGUAUCACCGUGCCGAACCGUGAAGAUGGCUCGUACGCCACCAAGGAUCUUUUUGUUCCUCAUCCUUCAAUCCCCGAAGCCUACAAGUGCGUCGGAAGAGCGGACGACACACUUGUUCAUAUCAACGGCGAGAAGACCAAUCCGGUCCCCGUGGAGCUCGAGAUGCGAGCGUCGCCUUACGUAGCCGAAUGCCUCGUCUUUGGCGCCAUUCGUUCCCAGGCCGGUGUCUUGAUCGUUCCCUCCGACCUGGCUGUUCGCACGGUCGAAGCUCAGGCAACUUCUCUGGAAGCGGUCGAACAGAAACUUAGCAAGCUUCUCUGGGCAGCGGUCGAGUCGGCCAACAAAGAAGCACCCUCGCACUCGCAGAUCAUUCCAGAGCUCGUCAAGGUGCUCCCUGCCGGAACCUCGUUCCCUUCUGCAGACAAGGGGUCUCUCAUCCGCCCAAAGGUGGUUCAAGCCUUUCAGCGUGAGAUCGACCAAGUGUACGAGGCCUACGAAGCAGGAUCGAAUUCAAUGGAUGACGUCGUCAAGAUCAAGCUGCUCGACAUGGCUACCAGCAUCGAGGUCACUGCGCAGGUGAUCUCCGAAGUCUCUCAGCGAUCGGUCUCUGCAUUGACGAGCAAUUUGAAGGACACCGACUUUGUUGACUUGGGCAUUGACUCGCUCAAGAGCACCCGAGUCCGCAAUAUGCUCCAAAAGAGGCUCGAGCUGCCUUCCGACUUGCCCAGCAACCUGGUGUUCGAACAUCCUUCCGUGGUUCAACUUGCCGGGUUCCUCUUCAAGCACAGCUCUGGCACAGCGAAUGGCAGGAGCAACGGCGACAGUCAGCGAUCGGAGAACCGGAAAGCCGUAGAACUCCUGGAAGAGUUCAAAGGUCAGAUCCUAAAGCGAGACCGUCCGACUCUCGCAGCUGCUGCCAGAGAUGACGCCGUCAAGCACACGGUGGUGCUGACUGGCUCCACUGGCUCGCUGGGCGCUCACCUUGUGGAUCAGCUGGCCCGCAUCAAUCAAGUCGAGACAGUUAUCUGCUUGGACCGUGCCAAGAACGACGAGGAUGCCCGAAAGAGGACCGAAGACUCCUUGCUGACCCGUGGUCUCGGAAAGCUGGACCGACUCGCUUCGUCCACCAGCACCACAAUCAUGUGUCUUGCUGCCGAACUUGCCGAGCCUCAGCUCGGCCUGCAAGACUCUUCGUGGAAGCUUCUCUCCAGCAAGACCACGUGUGUCAUUCACAAUGGCUGGCCCGUCAACUUCAACAUGGCCGUUCAGUCGUUCCGCAGCCCGAUCCUGGGCUCGGUGAAUUUGAUCAACCUAGUAGCUCAGAGUCCAGCCACGGCAAGGCCCCGCUUCAUCUUUUCGUCUUCAAUCUCGACGAUCGCUGGUAAAAUCUGUUCGCAAGUGGACGAAGAGUAUCCUGUAGAUAUCGGCGAUGCGGCCAACAUGGGAUACGGUCGCUCCAAGUGGGUCGUCGAGAAGCUCUGCGAGUACGCUCAGCAGCACAUCGGUGACGGCUUCGACGCAGUCAUUGCUCGCAUCGGACAGAUGGUGGGCGAUCGUCGAUCGGGCAUCUGGAACGAGACCGAAGCUUGGCCGCUGAUGCUCAAGUCGGCUCAGACCAUUGGCUGUCUUCCGGAACUGGACGAACGUAUCUCUUGGCAGCCCGUCGACGAUUCUGCUUUCUUUGUGGCUGGGAUGGUCAUGCCACCCCGACUCGAGGGUGUCUUCCACGUAUUCAAUUCCGCUGCUUCCUCCCACAGCGAGCUGAUCGACCUGCUCAAGAAGCCCGAGAACCUUGGAGACUCAUUCGAAGUAGUUGCACGCAACGAGUGGCUGCGUCGCUUGUCAGAGUCGGACCCGGAUCCUCGCCGCAACCCGACUAUCAAGCUACUGGAGCAUUAUCGAGCUCAGUACGGCCAAGCACAGACGAACGGCAAUGGUGCUAGUGAUAGGCCGAUCGACAAGGAAAAGAUUAUCACCAACGAUCGCCUUCUUGGGGCAUUCGGGCAGCUCGGUCUGCAGCGUGAGGCCGAAUUGAAGCUCGUCCCCAUCGAUGCGAGUCUCAUUCACAACAUGAUCUCUGCUUGGAGGCGAAGCGGCUUUCUUUCUUGA
Messenger RNA from Pseudozyma hubeiensis SY62, 2340 nucleotides. Its product is annotated as NRPS-like enzyme. NCBI's taxonomy places the organism in Eukaryota, Fungi, Basidiomycota, Ustilaginomycetes, Ustilaginales, Ustilaginaceae. Bases 1 to 2340 code for a protein of 779 amino acids. The transcript has a single exon. Gene Ontology annotation, molecular function: phosphopantetheine binding. The record is from RefSeq and is a predicted model, not a curated record.